Molecule: messenger RNA, 3199 nt
Organism: Camellia sinensis
Lineage: Eukaryota; Viridiplantae; Streptophyta; Magnoliopsida; Ericales; Theaceae
Source: RefSeq, a predicted model, not a curated record
AUGGCAUGGACAGAUAAGGAUGCUAGUAAUGGGAAACAGAAAGACCCUGUUGGUGACAAUGGGUUCUUGGAAGGAGUGCAGCUUGCUUCUGGUACCACUAGCUCUCUAGGCUGCAUUAGUCCUGGACUGAAGAAAUUUGAAGGGAAAGAUGCUUUAACUUAUGCCAACAUUCUUCGCUCCAGGAACAAAUUCAUCGAUGCUCUUGCUCUUUAUGAGUGUAUACUAGAUAAGGAUAAUGGCAAUGUUGAAGCUCACAUUGGUAAAGCGAUUUGCCAACAGAUGCAGAAUAUGGGACGGCUUGCUUUUGAGAGUUUUGCGGAAGUCAUCAAACUGGACCCGCAAAAUGCAUGCGCACUUACUCAUUGUGGGAUUCUUUACAAAGAUGAGGGUCGGCUUGUUGAAGCUGCUGAGUCAUAUCAGAAGGCUCUGAGAGCAGAUCCAUCAUACAAACCAGCAGCAGAAUGCCUGGCAAUUGUUUUGACAGAUCUUGGAACCAGCUUAAAGCUUGCUGGUAACACUCAGGAGGGAAUUCAGAAAUACUAUGAAGCUAUUAAAAUAGAUUCGCAUUAUGCUCCUGCAUAUUACAACCUUGGUGUCGUUUAUUCUGAAAUGAUGCAAUAUGACAUGGCCCUUAAUUGCUAUGAGAAGGCUGCUUUGGAGAGGCCCAUGUAUGCUGAAGCAUAUUGCAACAUGGGUGUCAUCUAUAAGAACCGUGGAGACUUGGAAUCCGCUAUUGCCUGUUAUGAGAGGUGUCUGGCUGUGUCUCCAAACUUCGAGAUUGCAAAAAAUAACAUGGCAAUUGCGUUGACAGAUUUAGGAACAAAGGUUAAAUUGGAGGGAGACAUCAAUCAAGGUGUGGCGUACUACAAGAAGGCUUUGUAUUACAAUUGGCACUAUGCUGAUGCCAUGUAUAAUCUAGGUGUUGCCUAUGGGGAAAUGCUGAACUUUGACAUGGCAAUUGUGUUUUAUGAACUUGCUUUCCACUUCAAUCCCCACUGUGCGGAGGCAUGCAACAAUUUAGGAGUGAUAUACAAGGACCGUGACAACCUUGAUAAAGCUGUGGAAUGUUAUCAGUUGGCUUUAUCGAUCAAACCAAACUUCUCACAGUCCUUGAACAAUCUUGGUGUUGUCUACACUGUCCAGGGUAAAAUGGAUGCUGCUGCAGGCAUGAUAGAGAAAGCUAUUGUUGCAAACCCCACAUAUGCAGAAGCAUAUAAUAACUUAGGGGUUCUUUACAGAGAUGCCGGCAAUAUAACACUGGCCAUUGAAGCUUAUGAGCAAUGCCUUAAGAUCGAUCCUGAUUCUCGCAAUGCAGGCCAGAAUCGACUGCUUGCAAUGAACUACAUAGAUGAGGGAACUGAUGAUAAAUUAUUUGAGGCUCACAGAGAUUGGGGUAAGCGGUUUAUGCGGUUAUAUCCACAGUGCUCUUCAUGGAACAAUCCAAAAGAUCCAAAACGACCACUUGUUAUUGGAUAUGUAUCACCUGAUUAUUUUACUCAUUCUGUAUCGUAUUUCAUUGAAGCACCCCUUGUCUAUCAUGAUUAUGCAAAUUACAAGGUGGUUGUUUAUUCGGCAGUUGUGAAGGCAGAUGCAAAAACUAAUAGAUUUAGAGACAAGGUUUUAAAAAAGGGUGGAAUAUGGAGAGAUAUCUACGGGAUUGAUGAGAAGAAAGUUGCAACCAUGGUUAGAGAGGAUAAAGUUGAUAUCUUGGUUGAACUUACAGGUCAUACUGCUAAUAAUAAGUUGGGAAUGAUGGCAUGCCGACCUGCACCUGUUCAGGUGACUUGGAUUGGCUACCCAAAUACAACUGGUUUGCCUGCUAUUGAUUAUAGAAUAACUGAUGCAUUGGCUGACCCUCCCGAUGCAAGACAGAAGCAUGUUGAGGAGUUAAUUCGGUUACCAGAAUGUUUCCUUUGUUAUACACCAUCCCCUGAAGCCGGGCCUAUAUGUCCAACUCCUGCUCUUUCCAAUGGCUUCAUUACUUUUGGUAGCUUUAACAAUCUAGCAAAGAUAACACCUAAAGUGCUACAAGUUUGGGCAAGGAUUUUAUGUGCUGUUCCAAACUCUCGACUUGUUGUAAAGUGUAAGCCCUUCUGUUGUGAUAGUGUAAGGCAGAGAUUCCUUUCAACACUGGAGCAGUUAGGUUUGGAAUCCCUGCGAGUUGAUCUCUUGCCUCUAAUUCUACUCAACCAUGACCAUAUGCAAGCAUAUGCUCUUAUGGACAUUAGCUUGGAUACUUUUCCAUAUGCGGGAACGACUACUACUUGUGAAUCUUUGUAUAUGGGAGUUCCAUGUGUCACCAUGGGGGGUUCAGUACAUGCUCAUAAUGUAGGCGUGAGUCUUCUCAAGACAGUUGGGUUAGGUCAUCUGGUUGCCAAGAAUGAAGAUGAAUAUGUCCAAUCGGCAUUGCAGUUGGCUUCAGAUGUUACAGCUCUCUCAAACUUGAGAAUGGGUCUGCGGGAUCUCAUGUCCAAGUCCCCCCUUUGUGAUGGAUCGAAAUUCAUUCUUGGUCUGGAAUCAAUAUACCGGAACAUGUGGAGCAAAUACUGUAAAGGUGAUGUACCAUCUUCAAAAUACAUGGAUAUGCUGCAACAACCACAUCAUGUUGCUUGCGACAAGCCCCCAGCUGUGAAAUUGUCUGAGCCAACAAAGAUCGCUGUAGGGUCAGUCAAGACAAAUGGAUUUAAUUCAGGGCCACAUUCAUGUGAAGAAAACGGGGUCCAGUUGCAUCUAAGCACUAGCUCUGGCAAGUUGAGCUGAAGCUAACGGUUAGUCUAUGAGGCAUUUAUAGGAAUUCAGAGUUAUAUUCCGGAAGGUAAGUUUGUUGCUCGCGUGGAGUUAAGCCUACUGUGUCGUAUAUAUAUUUAUGAAGGCUUGAUCUGCUGAAUUUGAGGCUGGAGUUGAAUAUGGUAACAACCGGUUGCAUUGGAUCAAUUUUUUUGGGGGAAAAGAAUGCUGGCAAUAUACUUGUUGCACUAAUUUUGUUCUGUUCGAGAUAGAAUUGUAGUCUAUUGCAAUGUCAUAAGAAUGCUUGUGUUUAUACUAGGUGUCUUUUUUUCUCCCCCUGAAUUAUAGAUGCUACCGUGGUUUGUAAAAUUAAGGUUAUUCUUUUUCUUUUCUUUUCUUUUCUUCAAUGUAGCUUCCUUCCAAUUGGAAAUUUCUUGAUUGAGUGCAAAAAUUGAUGACACAUAGUUUGGAA